Messenger RNA from Trichosurus vulpecula (common brushtail), 2490 nucleotides. RefSeq names its product CD96 molecule (gene CD96). The coding region runs from base 27 to 1838 and encodes 603 amino acids. The record is from RefSeq and is a predicted model, not a curated record. Gene Ontology annotation, biological process: cell-matrix adhesion; inflammatory response. The transcript has 16 exons. Lineage: Eukaryota; Metazoa; Chordata; Mammalia; Diprotodontia; Phalangeridae.
UACUGAUGUAGGCUGCUUCAGAGACUAUGGAGAAAAAAUGGAUAUAUGGAGUUAUCUAUUCAUUCAUCCAGAUACAUCUUGUUUGUGGCUUCUUAGAAGGAACAUUUGAUGAAAGAAAAGUCAUCUAUGCUUCUCCUGGCACAGAUGUGAACUUGACCUGUCAGACUCAGAAGAGAAGCUCCUUGGUUCAGUCACAAUGGUCCAAGAUCACCAACAUCACAGAAAUGAUAGCUCUCUACCACCCUCAGCAUGGCUAUUACUGUGGUGCUCAGACCUGUGAGUCCUUAGUAUCAUUCACCGAAUUGUCUCCAAAAAUUUCAGAAUGGGCUUUGCACUUCAGAAACGUGUCUGUUGAAGAGAGUGGGAAAUAUGAAUGUAGCUUUACUUUUUUUCCAGAGGGCACUUGGACAAAGAUCCAGAACUUCCUUGUGCAGACAGAAGUUACACAAGAUGAGAGGGGUGGCAACUAUACAGUCGAAGUAUUACUCAAUGACACGCUGGCAAUCCCAUGUUUUCAAAAUAUAUCCUCAGUAGCUUCAUCUGGGAUUACUGUUGCUUGGCUGAUGGAGGAAAAUGGAAUGCAAGAAACUCUCAUCAUCCAAAACAACACCUUUCUGAAGAAUAGAACUGUCCUUCUUAAAGACCAUGGACUCUACCUGUCAUCAGUUGAAAUCUUUGAUGAUGACAGAAAGUUUUCCUGCCAUGUUACAUUCCAAUCUGGCAAAACCCUGAAGAAUGUCACCAGAAUUAAAGUUUUUGCUAAACCAGAAAUUUCUAUGAACAUGCAGCAGAGCUCCAUUGAUAUCUGGGAGGAGAAAAAUUUUAUCUGUUUGGUGAGGAAUGUAUUCCCCACGGCAAACCUCUCAUGGUAUAUAGAUGGAGAGCUUCUUCAAAAUGAAAAAGGCAUAUACAUUACCACAGAAAAGCAGAAAAGUGAUGAAGGCUUUUAUGAACUAACAUCUAAGUUGAGGGUUCUGAAGAUGAACCAGACAAUUCAACCCAAUAAUUUGACAAUUUGGUGCAUGACUUUGUUUCCUGUCCCUGGAAAUGAAGUGUGGAAUAUCUCUUCUAGAAAAAUAGCUUUUUCCUUCGCUUAUGUGAAUACUCCAACAGAUCCAUCCAAUAUCACGGCAUCUACUUUCUCCACUUUUACAUCUCCCACCAGCAGCACAGGCACAGCAGGUUAUGUGAAUACUCCAACAGAUUCAUCCAAUAUCACAGCACCGGCCAUCUCCACCAUUGCCCCUUCUCUCAGCAGCACAGGCAGGCCAGAGUACCUCAGUACAACUUCACCAACCCUGGAAGAGAUGAGUUCCACGCUAUCAAAUCCAGACUCCACUUCCCAUAGCCACCAGUUCAAUACUAGCAUAACUACACAAAGUUAUCCAGACCAUAGCAAGAUGGAAACAGAACCAACCCACCAGUACAAUUCCAGUACCACACAAAGCUAUCCAGACCAUAGCGAGAAGGAAACAGAACCAAAUCUGUGGCUGUUCACUUUGAGCUACAACUCAUCCCCUUCAGAAGCAGGCACAACAUUGAAUGAUCUGUGGCUGUUCACUUUGAGCUACAACUCAUCCCCUUCAGCAGAUACAACAUUGAAUGGUACUGUGUCUAAUAAGCCGAAGAGUGGAACAUCCUGGCCAAUGAUCGUAGCAGGCUUGCUUUUUAUAUGCGUCUUUAUAUUGGGUCUUGGAAUAAGAAAGUGGUGUCAGUACUGGAAGGAAAUAAUGGAGAGACCACCACCAUUCAAGCCUCCACCACCGCCAAUCAAGUACGCUUGCAUCGGAGAAUCAGUUGGAGGUGAUCUGCCCUGUCAUGAGAUGGAAACUCUCUGAUCUUUCCCCUUGGGACUUUACUGAAUAGCAAUACCUGGCCUCUAUCCUGUUGAGAAGAUAAGAGAGUUGGUGUUUUACGUUACUCUGGCCCAUCUGUCAAACUUACACCACAGCAAAAAUUGAUGUCAGAUGUGAAUCACCUCUUUAUUCAGUUGCUAACUGUGCCAUCUGCAUAUGCCUCAAAUUGAAACAGGAUGCUUGGAAAUGUCUCUAAGAUCAACGGUACUCAUUCCAAACAUUAUCGUCUUCAGAGAUUUUAUUGGCUUAAUAAGAGAUAUAAUUUAAAAGAUAUAUCCUUUCAACUUCCUACUGCAGCUGAAAAAUGUUGACGUUUUUCAUUUUAACUGUGAUUAAUAUGACAGCAAUGGCUAUAAGCAUAUGGCAGACCCAGAUCGACCCUCACAUUUUUUUCUGCCAGAAUUCUGAGCUAUUUAUUCACACAAAAAUCAUCUUUGAAUUUUUGCUGGUUUGCUACAAAAACUGAAAAGGAAAACAAAAGUAGAAGUAAAAAUGCCUAGCAAUGAAGCAGAAUAAUGAAGAGGUGAGGAUGACUUCAGCAACAGCAUUCCAAGUGGUUAUUUUCACCCCCAAAAAUUGACAUAGGAUUUACAAGAGGCAAAAAUCACCAAAUGUCUUUUUUUUCUUUACUUUU